Molecule: messenger RNA, 1454 nt
Organism: Brassica oleracea var. oleracea
Lineage: Eukaryota; Viridiplantae; Streptophyta; Magnoliopsida; Brassicales; Brassicaceae
Product: protein CHUP1, chloroplastic
Exons: 2
Coding region: 140-1336 (398 amino acids)
Source: RefSeq, a predicted model, not a curated record
UAAAAACCAUUAUGAUCUGAUCAAAGCCUUACAAGAUCCAUCAAUCAAUUCUUUACUCUGAGCUUCGAUCAUAUUAUCAAAACGAGGAAACACUUUUAGUAAGAAAGAAAGCUUUGGGAUUCAUAAAAGUAUUAAUAAAAUGGAUGGUUCAGGUCCAAGAGAAGGAGGAGGAGCUAUGAAGCCUGUGAUUCUGAAAGUUGGUGUUGCUCUUGUGUUAUCAGCAACUGGUUUGUUCUUGGCCAGGUUCGUGUCUCGAAAAGAAGAAAAUGAGGUGACUUCUUCCGCAAGAAAUCAAGAGUCUACUUCAUCAUCUAGCAGAAGAAACGAUGGAGAACAAGAAGAGGAGACAGAGAUCCGAGGUGAUCACCAACAGCAGCAGGAGAUUCUAGGAUUAAGAUCCAGACUCGAGGAGCUUCAGAGGAAGGAAUACGAGAUGGAGCUACGUUUCGAACGUUAUUGUAACAUGAAGGAACAAGAAGUCAUGCUUAUGGAGCAUAAAAGCAUGUUGAGUCUUGAGAAAACUCAGUUAGACUUCCUUCGUAGAGAACUUUCAGGGAUGGAGGAAGAAUAUAAGAGGGGCCAAGAUUUGGUGAUUGUGUUUCUCAAACUGGUGGGAGAGAUCCAAGAGCUGAGAUCAGAGAACUGGUUUCUUGAGGGGCGAGCAAAGAAGCUUAGGAGAAGAGGAAAGCAAUUAUACCGUGUUCUAAAAGAGAAGAGCAUGAGGAGUACUAGCGUGGAGAAAGAGCUAUUGAAGUGUCUUGAUGAGUUAGAGAUGAAGAACAGCGUUGUGAAGGAGCUUGAAGGUGAAGUGAAAGAUCUGAAAGCUAGGGUUGAUGUGUUGCAAGAGGAGAAGGAAGAAGUGUCCCUGAAGUCAUCAGAGAUGGUAAAUGUAGAAGAUUAUAAAAAGGUGUUAGAAGAGUAUGAGGAUUUGAAGAAAGAUCAUGCUAACGGAGUCAGUGAAGUGAUUAACCUGAGAUGGAGCAAUGCUUGUUUGAGACACAAGGUGAUGAGAAAUGAAACCAAUUAUGAGGAAGUAACAUUUUCUCCAAAUAGAAACUUGCAAGAGUACUUGGAAAUGGAGGAACAAGCGGAUGCUCUUGCAUUGACAGUAGUAGCUGAUCAUGAGCAUCAUGAAGAGACUAACCAUAAUGAUGAUCAUCAUCAUGAAACUUCAAGGAGGAAGAGGCUGAUGAAGAAGCUAAAGAGAUGGGUUGAAGGAAACGAGAAGGGAAGAUCAACAAAGUUAGAGGAAAGAUGUUUCGGAAGACACUCUUUAACCGUGGAACCUGAGGAUGAACAGAUGUUUCACUCAAGAAGAUCUUGUUCUAGCGUGUAAAUGAAACAGUCUUGUUUCACAAUAAAAGCUUUCAAUGUCAUGAAGACUACACUUUAGGCCUUACCAAAAUAUAACCUGUUUGUAAAGAAAAAACAAAAUUGGUUUAUUAUUAUUACCA